This is a messenger RNA of Pecten maximus, 1206 nucleotides long. RefSeq lists its product as uncharacterized. The transcript has a single exon. The record is from RefSeq and is a predicted model, not a curated record. Gene Ontology annotation, molecular function: zinc ion binding. The coding region runs from base 1 to 1206 and encodes 401 amino acids. Lineage: Eukaryota; Metazoa; Mollusca; Bivalvia; Pectinida; Pectinidae.
AUGGGGUCCUCUACUUCGUUCCUGCCGAAGUGCGUCCAGUACACUACAUGUGAUAGCUGUAAAAUAGACUUUCAGCGCGCGGAAACAUUUUGUGUGGAAUGUCGAGAGUUCCGUUGUCCUAACUGUUCCUUACCUCACCAAUCACGUGAUCAUCGACAGUUGUCGCUACCGCCAGACACCAUUCCAAGUCGAGAGGAAGUGUGGAAAGUAUGCGAUCAGUGUGAACAGAAAGACGUAGUAGCAGUGUGUAUUACAUGUAAGGAACUACUUUGUAACAGUUGUGGUAACAACCAUAAAAUCACGAGAUUCAAAGACAUUCACAGUAUACUUGAUUUUCUUAUCCAGUCGACAGGGAAUAGUUCUGACAACAGCACGGAAUCAAUUCGUGACGCACCUGAGGUUCCACUUAAAGCAUCGUAUUGUAAUAAUUUCUCUUCUAGAGUUCCAGGUGAUAGAAAAAAUCGUCUGAUUGAAAUCCAGAGAAUCGUGACUUUAUCUGAUGAUCGGAUAGUCGUUUUAGAUAAGGAGAAUUCAAAACUGAAGCUAUUUGAUGCUGAUCUCAACUUCAAACAUUGUUCCAACAUGGAUGAAGAUCCAGUAGGAUUAACAGUGGUAGACAAUUGGACACUCGCUGUUUCCGACAAGAAAACAAACUGUAUAACGUUGUAUGCAGUACACAAAAACACAUUGCAAAAAUAUAAAUCGAUAUCUGUCGACAAGGAGUGCUGGAACUUAUACGAUAUUUCCUACAAGAAUCAAGUUUUUAUCUGCUUGGCCUGUAACGAAAGUGAGCAGAGAUGUAGUAUAGAUUUGGUGGAUAUGACAGGACAUAGAGACAGAGUUAUAGAGGAGGACGGGAAUUAUGAUCUGGGUUCUCAUAUCGUAGCUGGAACCAGAAAUUCGUUUUAUGUGUCUGACUACUAUAAAGACCAAGUGAGAUGUAUAACAUACACAGGAGAACAACUCUGGACGGUGGCGACACCUGCUGGACCAAGGGGACUAACCCUGGUUAGGGAUAAACUCUGUGUGGUUUCGGUAGUAGAGGGUAUGGUCCUACAAGUCUCUAUGGACGGUACAAUGUCUGACCAACUACUUGUGCAAGGAUUGGUUCAUCCUCGCUGCAUUUGCUUUCAAAAACAGAGAAACACUUUCCUUGUUGCACACGAUCAGGCGGACGCACUUAUCAAAACAUACAAGAUCGAAUAA